Molecule: messenger RNA, 789 nt
Organism: Gambusia affinis (western mosquitofish)
Lineage: Eukaryota; Metazoa; Chordata; Actinopteri; Cyprinodontiformes; Poeciliidae
Gene: h3f3d
Product: H3 histone, family 3D
Exons: 4
Coding region: 157-567 (136 amino acids)
Cellular component (GO): nucleosome
Molecular function (GO): structural constituent of chromatin; DNA binding; protein heterodimerization activity
Source: RefSeq, a predicted model, not a curated record
CGACCAAUCGCGUUGAACAAAGGGCGGGGCUUGGGCUUCGGCUCCGGUUAGCUUAUAAAAGCCGCGUCUCGCCGCCCCUACCAGUAUUGAAGACGGACGACGUGAGAGCAAGAACUCCACCUGCGACGUGAGAACAGACCAGAACGUUCGUAAGAAAUGGCUCGUACCAAGCAGACCGCUCGUAAAUCCACCGGAGGAAAAGCUCCCAGAAAGCAGCUGGCGACCAAAGCAGCCAGGAAGAGUGCGCCCUCUACCGGCGGCGUCAAGAAACCGCACAGAUACAGGCCUGGUACUGUUGCUCUGCGUGAGAUCCGUCGGUACCAGAAGUCCACUGAGCUUCUCAUCAGGAAGCUGCCGUUCCAACGCCUCGUCAGGGAAAUCGCUCAGGACUUCAAGACCGACCUGCGUUUCCAGAGCGCCGCUAUCGGAGCACUGCAGGAGGCCAGCGAGGCUUACCUGGUCGGCCUGUUUGAGGACACCAACCUGUGCGCCAUCCACGCCAAGAGAGUCACCAUCAUGCCCAAAGACAUUCAGCUGGCCCGGCGAAUCAGAGGCGAGCGCGCGUAGACGGGCCGGUCGAACCUUUUUACUGGGUGGGGGGGGCGACGUUUUGUAAAUUUCAAUUUAACAGCAUGUGUGGUUUUUAUUUGUAGUUUGAGGCGUGUUUUUGUACUCCACCGACGUCUGUACAACGCUCAAUGUUUGCUAACGUGUUAGUCUGACCCUUUGCUAUCCUGUCUGCAUGUGAUGGGAUUUUCUUGUGCUGUAAAUAAACUUUCUGCUACCUCA